CCACACAGGUCCUUAGACCACCGAGCUACCUCCCCAGCCCUAUUUUACGAUUUUUAAGGUUUGAAUGAACAUCAAAGAAAAGCUAAAAGUGAUUUAUAGGCCUAAUAGAGAAAACAGUAUGUGUAAUGCUUCUUAAGUUUAGGGGUAGGUGAAUGCGUCCCAGAGUUAAAAGUAUGUUUUGUUUUGUUUUCUUUUCUUUUCCUGGCUGGAAACUACUGCAGCUUUGAAAAAGCUGGAAGGGAACAUUUUUCUAGCAAAUUACCUGAUUAAGGGUGCAACUAAAGAAAAUUAUGCAAUCCUCAAAUGGAAGAAAUUAGCAUUGAACCAAGGAAAGGGAUGACAUAAUUCUGAAUUGUCAAAGUUUCAGUUAAUAUGAUACUGAGGAAAUGGAGAACUAUCUGCACUUAAAAUUGCAGCUAUUUGAUAUCGAGGAAAUGUAGCUAUACAAUAUAGAAAUUUUGUACAGCAAAAAUAUGUACAAUCCUAUUUCAUGCACAAAUAGUGCAUUUAUGUCUCAAAAUGUCAAAGCAAACGGUAUAAAGAAAAUUUUUACCUAUAUUCAGGAUGAAACUUUCUGAUUCAAAUUACCAGACUGUAAUUUCAGCUGAAAGAAGAGAUCAUUAAUGAAUCUUUAAGUCAUUAGGAGGGUGAUGUUUAGAACCUGCCACAGGUGUGGCGACAACUACAGGUAUAAAUUCGUUGAGCCCCUGUUACAUGCCAGCACCUCCCCAGGUGAGUUACUUGUUAUUUCUAAUAUUUCUGUAAGUCAUGUUUCUAGUCUACUUAACCUUGUCAAUAAACCUUACACUAUUCAUUCAUAACUAUUUUUUAAAUAGAAUUCAGAGAAUUUAUUCUAUAAAGCUGCUCCCUGACAAUCCUCUGUGAAAAAGGGUGUGGAGCAGGAAGGGAAAGCUAACUCCAAACCUCACAACACACGGGCAACUUUUUUGGUAUUUGAGAUGUCAUCUAUAUGGUCUUUCAGAAAUCCCCCAAACUUGUACAAAGUCGAGCAAGGACUUAAGAUAACCAUCAGCAAUCUGCCUCAGAGGCCACAAGUGUCUGCUGGCUUCUCCUUUUGUGACGCUUACACCGGGACAGGCGCAGUGGCUGGGUCAAAGCCGCGCCGCCGCCCCAUCGCUGUCACCCUGAGCCAGGGCGAGAGCCAAGGUGACAGCAGGUGAGGGCCGGCGCGCAGGAGGAAGUGAGACCGGCAGCGUGCGGCUAUUACUCAUCGCGCUCUUCUGCAAGCGGAACUUCUCGUCGUCUCUCGGCCAGCUCAAGUCCAACCAACCCAAGUGCAGUCACUUCCCAGCCGGGCUCGCUGGGGAAAAACCGUCGGGACGAGGCGCGCAGGGGCCGCGCCGUCACCGACCGAGUUCCCCGAACGUGCCCUCCCCAGCCGCGGGAACUCCCAGGGUAGCCCGAACGACGACGCCCUUUCCCAAGGAGCGUGGGGCGAGGCCAGGGGCCCCGACGCUCAGAGGGCGCGGGGUGCGGACACAGCAGGCCAGACCCGACGCGCCCACUACGCUGCGGCGGGUGUGGCCAGUUCAGAGCCCGAGCGCCGAGGAGCCGCCGAUUUUACCUUUCCCACGUCGCCAGCCUGUCACCCUUUGUGACACCCCCGUGCCCACUGUGUCCCAAAGGCUCCCGAUUCCCUCACUCCACCGCACCUGAGAAAAACUUUUUCCUCUCCUCUCGUUUCAAACUUGACAGCAUCUACAGUUGCCGCAAACCAUUCCGUGCCUAGCAACAAGGUUCCGGCCGUAGAGCGAGCGCCUCUAGGUGUAAGGAAGGUGAUGUCGUAAAGCCGCGAGUGUCGUAAACCAGUUACAAAUUAUAAUACUGUGGUAGAAACAAAUUCAGAUUCAGAUGAUGAAGACAAACUCCACAUUGUGGAAGAAGACAGUGUUACAGACCCAGCAGACUGUGAUGGUGGUGUGCCAGACAGUGAUUUGCCAGCAGGCCAGACAGUGUUACCAGGGGGCAGCGAAGGGGAUGGGAAUGCUGCUGACAGUUGGGAAGAUGAGGGAAAGGAAGGACAAGAAAUCCUGGGGCCUGAAGCUCAGGCAGAUGAAGCAGGAUGUGCAGUAAAAGAUGAUGAAUGUGACUCCGAUGCAGAAAAUGAGCAAAACCAUGAUCCUAAUGUUGAGGAGUUCUUGCAACAACAAGACACAGCCGUCAUUUAUCCCGAGGCACCUGAAGAGGACCAGAGGCAGGGCACACCAGAGGCCAGUGGCCAUGAUGAAAAUGGAACGCCAGAUGCAUUUUCUCAAUUACUCACCUGCCCAUAUUGUGAUAGAGGCUAUAAACGCUUUACCUCUUUAAAAGAACAUAUUAAAUAUCGCCAUGAAAAAAAUGAAGAUAACUUUAGUUGCUCCCUGUGCAGUUACACCUUUGCAUACAGAACCCAACUUGAACGCCACAUGACGUCACAUAAGUCAGGAAGAGAUCAAAGACAUGUGACACAGUCUGGGGGUAAUCGUAAAUUCAAGUGCACUGAAUGUGGAAAAGCUUUCAAAUACAAACACCACCUAAAAGAGCACUUAAGAAUUCACAGUGGAGAGAAGCCAUAUGAAUGCCCAAACUGCAAGAAACGUUUUUCUCACUCUGGUUCCUAUAGCUCACACAUAAGCAGUAAGAAAUGUAUCAGCUUGCUGCCUGUGAAUGGGCGACCAAGAACAGGACUCAAGACAUCGCAGUGUUCCUCGCCGUCUCUCUCGGCAUCUCCAGGAAGUCCCACACGGCCACAGAUACGGCAAAAAAUAGAGAAUAAACCCCUUCAAGAGCAACUCUCUGUAAACCAAAUUAAAACUGAACCUGUGGAUUAUGAAUUCAAACCCAUAGUGGUUGCUUCAGGAAUCAACUGUUCAACCCCUUUACAAAAUGGGGUUUUUAGUGGUGGUGGCCCAUUGCAGGCCACCAGUUCUCCUCAGGGUGUGGUGCAAGCUGUUGUUCUGCCAACAGUUGGUUUGGUAUCUCCCAUAAGUAUCAAUUUAAGUGAUAUUCAGAAUGUACUUAAAGUGGCAGUAGAUGGUAAUGUAAUAAGGCAAGUUUUGGAGAAUAAUCAAGCCAAUCUUGCAUCCAAAGAACAAGAAACAAUCAAUGCUUCAUCCAUACAGCAAGGUGGGCAUUCUGUUAUUUCAGCCAUCAGUCUUCCUUUGGUUGAUCAAGAUGGAACAACCAAAAUUAUCAUUAACUACAGUCUUGAGCAACCUAGCCAACUUCAAGUUGUUCCUCAAAAUUUAAAAAAAGAAAACCCAGGCCCCACAAACAGUUGCAAAAGUGAAAAGUUACCAGAAGAUCUUACUGUUAAAUCUGAGAAGGACAAAAGCUUUGAGGGAGGAGUGAAUGAUAACACUUGCCUUCUGUGUGAUGAUUGUCCAGGCGACCUUAAUGCACUUCCAGAAUUAAAGCACUAUGAUGAAAAGCAGCCUGCUCAGCCUCCUCCACUCCCGGCCCCAGAAGCUGAGAAGUCAGAGUCCUCUGUUUCAUCAGGUACUGGAGAUGGCAAUUUGUCUCCCAGUCAGCCACCCUUAAAGAACCUCUUGUCUCUCCUAAAAGCCUAUUAUGCUUUGAAUGCGCAACCAAGUGCAGAAGAGCUCUCAAAAAUUGCUGACUCUGUAAACCUACCACUGGAUGUAGUUAAAAAGUGGUUUGAAAAGAUGCAAACUGGACAGAUUUCAGUGCAGUCUUCUGAACCAUCUUCUCCUGAACCAGGCAAAGUAAAUAUUGCUGCAAAAAAUGAUGAUCAGCCACAGUCUACAAAUGCAAAUGAAGCCCAGGACAACGAAACAGCUCUACAGAGUCCUCUGAAGACAGCUCACUCUCCAGCUCUACCAGUGGGCUCAACCGCAAAUGGCUCUAGAAGUGGUACACCAUCCCCAUCACCUCUGAACCUUUCCUCAGCCAGAAACACACAGGGCUAUCCAUACCCAGCUGAAGGGGCACAAGAAGAGCCACAAGUAGAACCUCUUGAUCUUUCACUACCAAAGCAACAGGGAGAAUUGUUGGAAAGGUCAACUAUCACUAGUGUUUACCAGAACAGUGUUUAUUCUGUCCAAGAAGAACCCUUGAACUUGUCUUGUGCAAAAAAGGAGCCACAAAAGGACAGUUGUGUUACAGACUCAGAACCAAUUGUAAAUGUAAUCCCACCAAGUGCCAACCCCAUAAAUAUUGCUAUACCUACAGUCACUGCCCAGUUACCCACAAUUGUGGCCAUUGCAGACCAGAACAGUGUUCCAUGCUUACGAGCGCUAGCUGCCAAUAAGCAAACUAUUCUGAUUCCCCAGGUGGCUUACACAUACUCGACUACAGUCAGCCCUGCAGUCCAGGAACCACCCCUGAAAGUAAUUCAGCCAAAUGGAAAUCAGGACGAAAGGCAAGACACUAGCUCAGAAGGAGUAUCCAAUGUGGAAGAUCAGAAUGACUCUGAUUCUACACCACCUAAAAAGAAAAUGAGGAAGACAGAAAAUGGAAUGUAUGCUUGUGACUUGUGUGAUAAGAUAUUUCAGAAGAGUAGCUCAUUAUUGAGACAUAAAUAUGAACAUACAGGUAAAAGACCUCAUGAGUGUGGAAUCUGUAAGAAGGCAUUUAAGCACAAACAUCACUUGAUUGAACACAUGCGAUUACAUUCUGGAGAAAAGCCCUAUCAAUGUGACAAGUGUGGGAAGCGCUUCUCGCACUCUGGAUCUUAUUCUCAACACAUGAAUCAUCGAUACUCCUACUGCAAGAGAGAAGCAGAAGGAAGAGACAGCACAGAGCAGGAAGGGGCAGGGCCAGAAGUCCUGGCCAAGGAGCAUGUUGGUGCGAGGGCGUCUCCCUCCCAGGUCGACUCAGAUGAGAGGGAGAGUUCAACAAGGGAAGAGGAUGAAGACAGUGAAAAGGAGGAAGAGGAAGAAGAAGACAACGAGAUAGAAGAAUUGCAGGAAGAAAAGGAAUGUGAGGAACCACAAGGGGAUGAGGACGAGGAGGAAGAUGAAGAAGUAGAUGAAGGAGAUGUGGAAGAGACAGAGGAUGAGGGAGGAGCGGCAAACCCUGAAGGUCCAACGAAAGCUGAUGGAGCUAUAAGUCAAGGAAGCAGCUUAGAACAAAAAGUAAGCGAGAAUGAUGAGCAGGUGUCUGAGGAAAAAACAAAUGAAGCCUAAUAGUUUUUCUAGAAAAAAAAAAUAAAUUCUAAUUGGUAAUGAAGUUUGUUCUAUAUUAUCCAUGCUUUUCAUGGAAGCACAGUAACAUGUAUACUGUGAUUCCUGUUCACUACUGUGUAAAGUAAAAACUCCAAAAAAAAAUACAAAAUACAAAAAAAAUUCACAAAAAAAAAUAAAUUCCGGGUGUGCCUGAAUCACAAACCUAGUAAUUUUUCAUGCAGUUUUCAAAGUUAGGAACAAGUUUGUAACAUGAAGCAGAUUGAAAAACUUUAAUGACUCAGAAAGCAAAGCUAUAAUAGGUUACAGGAAACUGAUAAUUCAAGAAGCAUCUGGCAUUGUUUCAUUUUAUCAGUAUUAUCACUUUUAUGUUGGUUUAUUCUUAUGCUGUACAAUUGGGAGAAAUUUUAUAAUUUUUUAUUGGUAAACAUAUGUUUAAAGCUAAAGCUAAACCCACUUCAGUAUUUUAUUAUGUUUUUUUGAAAUGUGAGAACUUCUGCACUACAAAAUUCCCUUCAAAAGAAGUAUAAUACAGUUCUGAACCAUGCUACUACCUUUUAUAAAUUCAAUUCAGAAGGUAGUUAUUUCUAAUAUUUAGAUGUCAUAGUAGAGCAUAUUAUCAUUUAAAGUGUAUUGUUAGCCUUAAGGAAGCAACUGAUAGAAGAAGUGAAGUUUCCUACUCAUCUAAUUCUAAAUGGAGUUCAAAAGAUUGUUAUUGAGUUCUGAUUGCAGGGACUAACAGUGUUGAUACUGGUAAGGACAGCAGAGUUGUCAGAAUCAGUGUUUGUGAUUGUGUUUGAGUAUGUGGUAACAAAUAUGAAGGAUAUGAUAUGAAGCUUUUUAUCUCCUUUGGCCUUAAGCAAGACCUGUGUGCUGUAAGUGCCAUUUCUCAGUAUUUUCAAGGCUCUAACCCGCCUUCAUUCAGUGUGUGGCCUACAAUAACUAGCAUUUGUUGAUUUGUUUGUCCUAUCAAAAUGCCCAAAUAAAACGGAAAACCACUGACACUGUCAGAGAAACUAAAACACUGGGACAUUUCAUCUUUUAAUUCCUCAGUAUUCAUUUUGCGUUAAUUGACUUUCAGAAUUUCUCUACAGAAACAAAAGGGAAAUUUUCUAAUCUGCUUUAUGCAUGUAUUUGCAUUUCAGUCGUGGACAUGCCAUUAUUAUUUGGCUCAUAACUGUUUCCAAAUGUUAGUUAUUAUGGACCCAACUUAUUAACAACAUUAGCUGAUUUUUACCUAUCAGUAUUAUUUUAUUUCUUUUAGUUUAUAGAUCUGUGCAACAUUUUUGUACUGUAUGUCUUCAAACCUGGCAGUAUUAAUACCCUUCUUACUGACAUUGUACUUUUAGUUUUAGAAAACUUUUAUAUUUAUGUGUCUUAUUUUUAUAUUUCUUUAUUUAUUACACAGUGUAGUGUAUAAUACUGUAGUUUGUAUUAAUACAAUAAUAUAUUUUAGUAUGAAAAUUUGGAAAGUUGAUAAGAUUUAAAGUAGAGAUGCAAUUGGUUCUCUUGCAUUGAGAUUUGAUUUAACAGUGUUAUGUUAACAUUUAUACUUGCCUUGGACUGUAGAACAGAAUUUAAAUGGGAAUGUAUUAGUUUUACAACUACAAUCAAGUCAUUUUACCUUUCCCAGUUUUUAAUAUAAAACUCUUAAAUUUUGAAAUUCACUGUGUGACUAAUAGCAUGAUGCUCUGCAGUUUUAUUAAGAGAUUAGCCUAACCAUAAAACUCUCAUUUCCUUAGCAAGCCAAAUUAGGAUUACCUUAUAUAAACAGUGUUGGGAACAAUGUUUAACAUUUUGUGCCAAUUUGUUCCUGUAUUCAUGUAUGUAAGUUACCAAUCUGACUCUUCAUUUUUAAGUUCCUUGUUACACCAUGGUCAUUUUCUAGUUUUUUACCAGACUCCCCCAUCUCACAAUAAAAUGCAUCAACAA
Messenger RNA from Octodon degus (degu), 7076 nucleotides. RefSeq names its product zinc finger E-box binding homeobox 1 (gene Zeb1). The coding region runs from base 2427 to 5147 and encodes 906 amino acids. The transcript has 9 exons. Gene Ontology annotation, molecular function: DNA-binding transcription factor activity, RNA polymerase II-specific; RNA polymerase II cis-regulatory region sequence-specific DNA binding. Gene Ontology annotation, biological process: regulation of transcription by RNA polymerase II; anatomical structure development. The record is from RefSeq and is a predicted model, not a curated record. Lineage: Eukaryota; Metazoa; Chordata; Mammalia; Rodentia; Octodontidae.